AUGCCGGAACUGGAAAUCAUCAUGGGCGGCUACUCGAUCAACACGGACCAGACCCGAUUGGGACUGUGCACCGUCACGCUGAUUCGCGGUGAGGUGCUUUCCAUUGUGGACGUGGCGCAUUUCGGCCGCCGCAACAUGCUGGUUGACGAGCUCGCCGCGCAUGGCAUUUCCACGGAUGAUAUCGGAAGGGUGAUCCUGACUCACGCCCACUGGGACCACUCCCAGAAUACCGAUCUGUUCCCCAACGCGGAAAUCGUGAUCCACGCCGAUGAGUUGGAAUAUAGCCGCAACCCCCGGGUUGGCGACCUGGCUACCGCGAGGUAUUUCGCGGACACCCUACUGAAUCAGAAGGUGAACGCGGUCAGCGGCGAAACGGAACUGGAGCCCGGAGUCCGCAUCAUCGAAACCCCGGGACACACUCGCGGGCACAUCAGCGUGGUGGUCGAGACAGAUGCCGGCGCGGUGUGCAUUGGCGGCGACGCCAUGUCGGACGCGGGAGCCAUCGGCAGGGGAGCGCCAGCGAUCAUCUUCUGGAGCGAGGCCGACGCCAGGGCCAGUAUCCAGAAGAUCGUUGCGGCGGCCAACACCAUUUAUCCCGGCCACGACCGGCCGUUCCGGGUGGAACCCAACGGCGACAUCACCUAUCUGUCCGAAUCGCAGACGCUGGAGGUCAGCGGUGUGCUGCACUACGCGAGCGGCGCGGUUACCGUGAAACUCGGGCGAGCGGACCACCCCGGCACCACGGUGAUGCCCAGCGCCAUCGACUACCAGGGCGGGGGACAAAGCCACCCGGGUCACUGCUAG
Molecule: messenger RNA, 804 nt
Organism: Geodia barretti
Lineage: Eukaryota; Metazoa; Porifera; Demospongiae; Tetractinellida; Geodiidae
Source: the annotation of a GenBank genome assembly